AUGCUUGAUCUUGAAGUUGUUCCAGAAAGGUCGCUUGGAAAUGAGCAAUGGGAGUUUAUUUUGGGCAUGCCGUUCUAUCAAACGGUGAAUAUCUUAAAACGGCAAGACAGAGUUAUAAAAGGUGUUCAAGUUUGGUACAGCAACACACAGCCGUUACAAAUGGACUUAGUCAUCAGUUUGUCUCAGGAUGGCAUCAAAUUAAUAUUUGAUCCUGUUUGUCAGCGCUUAAAAAUAAUAGAAGUUUUUAGCAUGAACAAAGUCAAGUUAAAAUACUGUGGUGUCCAUUUCAACUCACCUCAAGUUCAACCGACCAUUGAACAAAUUGACCAAUCAUUUGGAGCAACUCAUCCCGGAGUGUACAAUUCAGAAAAACAACUUUUUGUUUUGAAUUUCCGUGGGCUUUCAUUUGAUUUUCCAAUUGAGUCAAAGUUUGAGCCACGAUAUGCCCAUGGACUUGGAUCUCUACAAUUUCCUAAUGGAUCUUCUCCAGUAGUCGCACGUAUGUGCAUUUACUCAGGAAAUAGUUUAAGUGAUACAAGAGCUCCUCCAUUGCCCAUUACAUGCUUUCAUGGAAACUGCUUUGUUGAUUGUGUUGAGGUACUCAGAGAUCAUAACUCAACACGAGGAUUGAAAUUUAUCCUAGUUACUGAAGGCAAUGGUUCAAGUAAACUAUUGGAUACAAGGAAAAAAACAGUGGAUAGGAUAGUCAGAUUUUCUGACUCUUGUCAGGAUGUGAUUAGUGCCUUAGGAUGUCCAAGUAAAGUUUUUUACAAAUCAGAAGAUAAAAUGAAAAUACAUUCCCCUGAUGCUCAUCGAAGAGUCAAAUCCCGCUGUUCAGAUUAUUUUUACAACUAUUUCACCAUGGGAGUCGACAUUCUUUUUGAUGCAAAUACCCAUGUUGUGAAGAAAUUCAUCUUACAUACCAAUUACCCUGGCCAUUACAAUUUUAAUAUGUACUACAGAUGUGAAUUCAAAAUUCCAAUUCACAUAGAUAAACCAGAAUUAGAAGCUGGCUUAUCUGAAGAGGAACCACUGAUCAUUACAGCCUAUUCAAAGUGGGAUAAAGUACAAAAAUAUCUGUUGAAACCUGAACAGCGACCGGUCAUCCUGACCAGGUCAUCCUCUACAAAUACUAAUAAUCCAUUUGGAUCGACUCUUUGCUAUGGUGUUCAUGAUAUGAUAUUUGAAACCAUGCAAAAUCACCACAUUGCAUCAAUAACAUUGUACCAGCCAUCAACAGCUACUACUCCCCACAUGACAUUCCAGUAUUUUCCUCUUUCAUCACUCUGUCCAUUUAACCACUUAAUGCUAAAUGAACAUAUGUUCAUAUCUACAUCUGGCUAA
Molecule: messenger RNA, 1344 nt
Organism: Acanthosepion pharaonis
Lineage: Eukaryota; Metazoa; Mollusca; Cephalopoda; Sepiida; Sepiidae
Source: the annotation of a GenBank genome assembly